AUAAGUUAUUUAAUCGCCGGUUAAGUAAAUAAGAAUUCAAAAGUAAAGAGGCUUUAACACGUAGUUCAAUGGGGGAGCUAAGGCUGCCAAACUUAUGGAGGGGAGUGUAUGACAUAUGAUACUGACACACGUUUGUGAUAAAAAUGUCAUCGGAAUUCUGAACUCAUGAAAUAAGGAAAUUUCGUACCUUCGAGGUUCUGACAUUUUGUUACCGAAACAAUCCGUUACAGUGUAAUCAAGUGAGUAUCAGUGAAAUAACCGCGUGUUCCUGAUCACAUGUAUGACAUCGUUCACUUUGACUAGACAAGUACAUGAAAUAUGGCUUUGAUUAAUUUUUUCCUUCUGAUGACAUUUUGUUUGGAGUUUUCUGACAGCAGUAGCAUACUUCUAGCACCAUUGGAUGUAGGUUACAAUAGUCGAACGAGAAAUGUCCUAAAAGUUGGGCGAAUGUUACUGCAAGCUGGCCAUGAAGUGACUGUAAUCGUGUCAGAUAGAAUUCAAAAUGAACCUCUGUUUAAGCAUGCUGAGGGCUCUAACUUUGACAUUGCGUUCAGGGUUUUGACCUAUAAGACCCCUUCAUUUGAUCCGGAUACAGCUCAAUCUACAGCAAGUCAGGAAUGGCUCAACUCUAUGGUAUUCAGCCCCUAUACCACCCUUCUACAAAUAAUCAGUCAAGCAUUUGAACAAAAUUUGAAAUUUGCAUUACAAGACAAGGAUGUAUGGAAUGAACUAGCAGCAUCAAAGUUUGAUUUGAUUUUUGCAGACGAAGCUGCAAUUUUCCCGAGACUGGUUUCUGCAUAUUUUGACAUACCAAUGAUCGUGUACUGUAACUGGGGUCCAAUGUCUUUUGAUGCCAAUUUUGCUCCAAAAUUUAAUUUGGCAUUUGUUCAUGCUUUUUUCCCAGCAACCUACACUGAUGAAAUGACAUUUACAGAACGGUUCAUGAACGUUGUAGAGUAUUGGCGUAUAAAAUGGAUGUGGUAUGAUAUAUACAAUCGAUUUAUCUCUAUCUGUAGAGAACAUGGCUACGGUGAUGCAUGUGACAAUAUUCGAGAUGCAUACAAGACUAUAUCACUGUUCAUGAUGAAUAGAAAUGAUGCUAUCCAUUACCCUGCCCCAUAUAUGCCCCAUAUCAUAUCUAUCGAAGGAUUUUUCUUAGAGACUGAAACAAAGCCUUUGGAUAUAGAGUACAGCAGUAUCAUCAAGAAAGCAGGAAAACAUGGCGUAAUUAUUGCUAGUUUUGGAUCUUUGCACCGUCGAUUAGAUCCUAAAACGAGUGAAAAGUUUGCAACUGCCUUCGCUGCAAUGCCUCAGACCGUCAUAUGGAGCUAUGAGGGUCCCCCACCAAAAGGACUUGGAAAUAACACCAUUGUGAAAGAAUGGAUUCCUCAAGACGAUCUGUUGGCACAUCCUUCUACAAAGUUAUUCGUGACACAAUGUGGAGCAUCUUCCUUAUUUCAAGCAUUGCAUUAUGCUACACCGACUGUCGGAGUGCCGUUCUUUUGGGACCAGCCUUUUAACUGCCACAAGCUGACUCACAGAGUUAAGUCUGGGAAAACAGUUUUGUUGACAGAAAUGACGAGUGAAAGGCUUAGUAACGCUAUGAAAGAGGUGAUCGGUGAUAAACGCUAUAAAGAAAAUGCAAAUAAAGCCGCUGAUAUCUACCAUAGCCAACCUAUUGAUCCAAAGAAAAAGGUUAUGUAUUGGAUAGAGUACGUCAUCAAACACAAAGGGGCACUUCAUUUGAGGUCGGAUGCAGAAAACAAGCUAAAUUUUUUCCAGUACUAUCUACUUGAUAUAAUUGCAUUGGUUGUGUGUUCUUCAAUUAUGUUUGGUGGUAUUGUCGCUUUUGUUAUCAAGUAUUUGAUUCAAUACAUAAUACGCCGAUUGAAUAACAAAAUAAAAAAGUACUAGGCAAUGCAACAGUGACAUUGAAAGAAUCAAUUCAAGUGCUCUUUUUACUAUUCAUACAAAUGAUUGGCUUUCGCUGUACUACAGGGUGGGCCAAAAAACCACCCCCUAGCCGAUAAUCGUGAUAAAUAUUCAUUUUUUAACAUGUAC
Owenia fusiformis is the source of this 2061-nucleotide messenger RNA. The record is from the annotation of a GenBank genome assembly. NCBI's taxonomy places the organism in Eukaryota, Metazoa, Annelida, Polychaeta, Sabellida, Oweniidae.